Staurois parvus is the source of this 475-nucleotide messenger RNA. The record is from the annotation of a GenBank genome assembly. Lineage: Eukaryota; Metazoa; Chordata; Amphibia; Anura; Ranidae.
AUGGGCCCCUGUACCGCCUCCUCAUGCUGCUGCCAGGCCCGUAAUCUGCCAUGGGCCCCCGUACCGCCUCCUCAUGCUGCUGCCAGGCCCGUAAUCUGCCAUGGGCCCCUGUACCGCCUCCUCAUGCUGCUGCCAGGUCCAGAGUGUCUCAUGGGUCCCUGUACAGCCUCCCAUUGCUGCUGUCUCCAUCGCCACACUCUGCCAUGUGCCACUUUCAGGUCUCCUCACACUGCUGGUGGGUUCCAUUUUUGUCAUAGGGUGCUGUAUGGCCUCCCAUUGCUGCUGCCUCCACCGCCACACUGUGGCUCCACACUCUGGUUUUGGCCCCGUGACUGCCCAAAUGAGUGAAGUGUGCGGUGAUUCUAAGAUCGACGGCACUCAUCUGCAUGUCAUACUGACUGACAGUAUUAUUUCUCUUCCCCAGCAGACUCCAAGGGCAUUUAAAUUAAAGGUACAGUGUUCUGCACUAAUAUAA